Lepisosteus oculatus (spotted gar) is the source of this 2438-nucleotide messenger RNA. RefSeq names its product cardiolipin synthase 1 (gene crls1). Gene Ontology annotation, cellular component: membrane; mitochondrion. The record is from RefSeq and is a predicted model, not a curated record. NCBI's taxonomy places the organism in Eukaryota, Metazoa, Chordata, Actinopteri, Semionotiformes, Lepisosteidae. Gene Ontology annotation, biological process: cardiolipin biosynthetic process. Gene Ontology annotation, molecular function: cardiolipin synthase (CMP-forming) activity.
AUUGUCAAAACGGAAUGCGGCAAGGUGGCACAGGCUAGACAGAGGGUGGAUGGGAUUAGUUCUGUUAAACGAAAAUGUGAAGAUUUUAUUAUCGGGGCUGUAAAUUGUACACAUGUGGUUGCAGGGGUUUAGGGAUUUUAGCGUUCGUACCAUUGCAUUUUAAUCUAUUGCAAAGCUUGGUGUAAGUUGUUUUUGCGAUGCUUUCGGCUUAUUGUAAAAGUAACUUGAUAACAUGUGCAAAAGGACAUGUACUUAGUCCCUUAGUGGACAGAUACAGUGCUGUAGCUCUGUCUUGUGGAUUGUGGAGCACGACAAACGUUAUGAAAGCAUCGCCGGCAACUUCGGAACAGAAAACAUUCAUAAAGCACACAAAGACAGAAAGGAAAUGCUUCCAAAGGUUGAAAGCCCCGCUAUCUUCCCGUGGACAGUCGCUAAACUUUGAAGAGUGCUUUACAGACGGGCUGCUUGUUCUCAGGUCAACUUUUAAUACGGGACGUUGUGUUGUGCGUAAGGAUAGUUCAGCUUCUGCUCUGCCAAUUGCUGUGCACCCAACACAACAAAAUAGUUUUUCUUUUCAAACUCAGGGAAACACAGCUAUUGACGGUAGGCUGAAAGGAUGUUGGGAACAUAGUAUGAAAUACUCCCGUUUGACUUUCCUUUCUACAAAACUUGAACCUGUCUUCCGCACAAAUGCAACCUUGGGGGGCUCAGGUGUACCUCAAUGCGGUAGGGGCUACAGCAGUACUACUUCUGGGAAGCCCCCAGGAGAUGGCAAUCAUAGCCUGUCAAAAGAGAAGCGGAGUGGGAACGAAUCGUCUCCUAACGCAGAGGAGAAGACCCUGUCUCGACCCGAAGGAUUGUCUAAUUUUAAAGAGCUGUAUGAAAACCCAUGGACGAUUCCAAAUUUCCUGUGCAUGGCAAGAAUUGGAUUGUCUCCAGUUCUGGGGUACCUGAUUGUGGAGAAGGAUUUCAAUUUAUCUCUCUGCCUUUUUGUUUUGGCUGGAGUGACAGACCUGCUGGAUGGCUACAUUGCACGUAACUGGGCCAGUCAGAAAUCUGCUUUGGGCAGUGCUCUUGACCCACUGGCAGAUAAAAUUCUCAUCAGUGUUCUGUAUAUCAGCUUGACUUAUGCGCAUCUCAUUCCAGCUCCACUGACUGCAAUGGUUAUUUCAAGAGACAUUGCUUUGAUUGCAGCUGUUUUUUAUGUCCGAUACAAAACUGUCCCACCUCCAAGAACCAUUAGUAAGUACUUCAACCCAUGUUACGCUACUGCUCAGUUGAAGCCAACAUUUAUUAGUAAGGUGAACACUGCGGUCCAGCUGGCUCUAGUGGCUGCGUCUUUAGCUGCACCUGUCUUUCACUAUGUGGACAGCAUAUUCCUUCAGGCUCUGUGGUAUAUUACAGGACUCACAACAACAGCAUCUGCAUACAGCUAUUACCACUAUGGUAAAAAGACUGUCCAAGUGUUAAACAAUACAAAAUAAUUUUUGGCAGAAACACUGUACUUCAACACUAAAGCAGAAUUAUGUGAUUCAUUACAGUUUUUUUUGAUGAUCAAUGCAAAUAUUAUCUAAACUUUGGAAAUUGUACUUUUCAAGGAAAACAAUUAUGGAAUUUCUGUGCUGUAUCUGUAACUGACGGUUGACUUACACUUUACUGAAUCACACCAAUCACAAGGGAAUUUAAGUUCCGAUCAACUGAAUUUGAUGUGCACUUAAAAUGGUAAAAUUUUCAAAAUGUCACAUAAACUUGGGACAUGUUUUAUAUUCAGUUAAGAUUCAGCCUCUCUUAUGGAAGCCUCAUCAUGAACACCUAAACAUUUUUAAAUGUUUAUAUCAUGAGGAAUCUGAAAAUGUUCUGACAUAAAUAAUUAAAAAAAUAGACAAUCACAAAACUUGUCUGUCUUUUCUAUGUGUUGAUGCAGUUACAAGGAGGAUAAAGCUUAAAAUACUGUUGCACACAUUUAAGAAUUGCUGUCAGAGGUAUAUCGGAUGCUUUUACACUGCAUGUGUUGAAAUAUUAAACAGGAAUAUAAUACUCCGAUUGAAUUUUCCAAAACAAAAGACUUCUGAAUACCAGUCAUUCCACACAAACGCAAGAUCUUUACAUUGAACUUGGAAAAGUCAUGUCCUCUAUAUAAGAGGCAGCAAUGUCAAAUAUGGUAAUAAUAAUUAAACUUAUUUGGUUGUUUUAGAAAAUAGUUAAAGAUUGUGAUACUUCACUUAUGCAAUAUGUUGAUAAGUAUGUCAGUGAUUCAUAAGGAUCAAAACACAGUGCAGUCAAGAAAAAAUGUUAUACACUUUGACGGUAAUGAAAAAAACAUUAUUGAUGGAAAAUAUAAUCAUGGAAAAUAUCACUGAAUGGAACUGAAUUUUAAUUAACCUUAUACAAUAAUGACUUUGUGUUGUUGUAAUGACUUUCAACAAUUCUUGGACAUU